This is a messenger RNA of Diorhabda sublineata, 4416 nucleotides long. RefSeq names its product DNA-directed RNA polymerase III subunit RPC1 (gene Polr3A). Gene Ontology annotation, biological process: DNA-templated transcription. Lineage: Eukaryota; Metazoa; Arthropoda; Insecta; Coleoptera; Chrysomelidae. The transcript has 22 exons. Gene Ontology annotation, molecular function: DNA-directed RNA polymerase activity; DNA binding. Bases 154 to 4338 code for a protein of 1394 amino acids. The record is from RefSeq and is a predicted model, not a curated record.
AAAAAGAUGAAGAACUUAAGCCUCAUUUUAUUUUAAUUGACAACACAUUCUAAAGUUUUAUGUAGUAUGAAUUAAAAGUUGUUGUAAGAUGUGGUAAGCUUAAAGCGAAUUACAUAGAUUGUUUCAUUUAUUGGAUUUUUACUAAUUUCUAAAAUGCCUAAAGAACAGUACCGGGAAACGGACGUGGCCAGAAAAAUCUCCCAUGUUACUUUUGGUGUGGAAAGCGCAGAGAGUAUGCAACAACAGUCUCAUAUUCAUGUAGUAGCUAAAAAUCUAUAUAAUCAAGAUGUCCAACGAACUCCUGUCCCAUACGGAGUUCUUGACAAAAGACUAGGAACUAACUCAAAAGACUCGCCAUGCCAAACCUGUGGAAAAAAUAUUAAUGAAUGUGUUGGUCACUUUGGUUAUAUUGAUUUAGAAUUGCCAGUCUUUCAUGUUGGUUAUUUUCGGAGUAUUAUAUGCAUUUUACAAUCGAUUUGUAAAAAAUGUGCCCAUGUUCUUUUAGAUGAAAAAGAGAAGCAUCAAUAUCGAAUUAGGUUGUCUAAUCCUCAUUUAAGUUAUAUGACAAAAAAAGCUAUAAGAAAGAAAAUUAUAGAUAAGUGCAAAAAAAACACAAAAUGUUUGAACUGUAAGGAACACAAUGGAUUUGUUAAAAAGAUGACUGCUAAAGGUAGUACUGGCAACUCUGUACUAAAAAUAGUUCAUGAAAGAAACAGAGAUAAAGAUAAACAACAAUUGCUAAAUGAUCAGCUAAAAGAAUUUGCUGUUGCCAUAGAAAGUAACCCUGAUAUUAAAUCAGCUUUUACAGGAAGUCCAAUUGCUGAGAUUCUAACUCCAAUUGAUGUCUUGAAAUUAUUUGAAAGAAUUCCUGAAAAUGAUAUUCUUUUAUUAGCUAUGGAUCCAAAAAGGUCUCAACCAAAAGAUUUAAUUUUAACUAGAAUGUUAGUCCCACCAGUGACCAUUAGACCUUCUGUUAUAUCAGAGUUAAAAGCUGGAACGAAUGAAGAUGAUUUAACUAUGAAACAAUCUGAAAUAAUAUUUAUUAAUGAUGUUAUCAAAAAACAUAAACAAUCAGGUGCUUCUGUAAAUAUGUACCAAGAAGGUUGGGAUUUUUUACAACUUCAGUCUGCUCUUUAUAUCAAUAGUGAAUUAUCAGGAAUACCUCUAGCUAUGAUGCCUAAAAAACCAGGUCGUGGGUUAGUUCAGCGACUUAAAGGUAAACAAGGUAGAUUUAGGGGUAAUCUAUCUGGCAAGAGAGUUGAUUUUUCUUCCAGGACAGUAAUUUCUCCUGAUCCUAAUCUCGAAAUUGAUCAAGUAGGUAUUCCUAAACAUAUCGCUAAAAUUUUAACUUUUCCUGAAAGGGUUAUUCAUGCUAAUAUUAAUGCUAUGAGAAAAUUGGUUAUAAAUGGUCCAGAUGUUUGGCCCGGAGCUAAUUAUGUACAACAAAAAGGAUCCCAGUUUAAAAAGUUUUUGAAGUAUGGUAACCGUGAAAAAUUGGCACAAGAAUUGAAGUUGGGAGAUAUGGUCGAAAGACAUCUUCACGAUAAUGAUGUAGUUUUGUUUAAUCGUCAGCCUAGUUUACAUAAAUUAUCAAUUAUGGCCCACAGAGCAAAAAUUCACAAUAAUAGAACAUUCAGAUUUAAUGAAUGUGUGUGCAAUCCUUACAAUGCUGAUUUUGAUGGUGAUGAAAUGAACUUACAUUUACCACAGACAGAGGAAGCUAAAGCUGAAGCACUUAUAUUGAUGGGAAAUAAAAGUAAUUUGGUUACACCUAGGAAUGGAGAACUUCUAAUCGCUGCCACCCAAGAUUUUCUCACUGGGGGUUAUUUGUUAACGAAGAAGGAUACGUUUUUAGAUUUCUCUCAUGCUACCCAAUUAGCAGCAACCCUUUUAGCUGGCAGUGAUACACAUAUGAAUAUAGAUUUGCCAACUCCUUGUAUUAUAAAGCCUGUGCCUUUGUGGUCUGGUAAACAAAUUUGCAGUUUGAUUUUCCGCCCCAACAAAAAGUAUCCAGUAAAAGCCAAUCUGGAAGCAAAGGGUAAAGCUUAUACAAAAAAUAGAGAAAUGUGCGUUAAAGAUUCUUAUGUUCUUAUAAGAAAUUCAGAAUUGAUUGCUGGAACUUUGGAUAAGAGUCAUCUUGGUAAUGGAGGAAAAGGAGGCAAUAUAUUUUAUGUAAUAUUGAGAGAUUUUGGGAAAGAAUAUGCAAUUACAGCAAUGUGGAGGUUAGCCAGAUUAGCUUCAAAUUAUUUAAUGAAUACUGGAUUUUCAAUUGGAAUAGGAGACGUGACACCAGGGGAAAAUCUAAUUAGAAGAAAAAACAAACUCCUCAAUACAGGUUAUGCAAAAUGUCAAGAAUAUAUCAAACAAAUGAACGAAGGAAAACUGCCUACUCAACCUGGUUGUACUGUAGAAGAAUCUUUGGAAGCUGUUAUAUUAAAAGAAUUGUCUGUGAUAAGAGAACAUGCAGGUCAAGCUUGUGUAGCUGAGUUACAUUCUACUAAUAGUCCUCUUAUUAUGGCACUUUCAGGAUCAAAAGGUUCUUUUAUUAAUAUAUCUCAGAUGAUUGCUUGUGUUGGCCAACAAGCCUUAAAUGGAAAAAGGGUACCAAAUGGAUUUGAUGAUCGCUCCCUGCCACAUUUCGAACGUUAUUCCAAAACUCCAGAAGCAAAAGGUUUCGUAGAAAAUAGCUUUUAUUCCGGCAUGACUCCUACGGAAUUUUUCUUCCAUACUAUGGGCGGAAGAGAAGGAUUAGUGGAUACCGCUGUAAAAACCGCAGAGACUGGAUACAUGCAGAGGCGAUUAGUGAAGGCUCUAGAAGAUCUUGUGGUACAUUAUGAUAGAUCGGUGAGAAAUGCAGAAGGAGAUAUUAUUCAGUUGAAUUAUGGUUGUGAUGGUCUGGACCCAACUUACAUGGAAGGUAAAGACUGUCCUGUUGAUUUUGAAAGGGUAUUGGAACAUAUUAAAGCGAAGUGUCCUUAUAGGCAAGAAGUAUCUUUGGAUGGAGAUCAAAUACGAAGGGCAACAAAAGCGUUUAUUGCCACUGAUGCUCUUGAGGAGUGCAGUGAAGAUUUCAGAAACGAAUUAGUCAAUUUUAUGAAUACUGUGGCGGAUAGAGUCGAAAGAGUAACUAAAAAAUUUGGUAGCAGCCUCGUUGCUAAAGAAAUAGAGCGACUGACUUGUAGCCAGUUGGUAACGUUUUUAGAAACUUGUGGACAAAAAUAUAUCAGAUCCAUAAUAGAACCAGGUACUGCUGUUGGCGCUUUAGCUGCUCAAAGUAUAGGAGAACCCGGUACACAGAUGACAUUAAAAACUUUUCAUUUUGCUGGCGUCGCUAGUAUGAACAUUACACAGGGUGUACCUAGGAUAAAGGAAAUUAUAAAUGCUAGUAAGAAUAUAAGUACUCCAAUAAUUACAGCUAGCUUGGUAAACGAUACUGAUCAAUGGUUUGCUCGAGAGGUGAAAGGAAGAAUAGAAAGAACUACUUUAGGAGAGAUAUCAACUUUUAUUGAUGAUGUUUAUACCAAAACAGGUGCAUUCUUAUUAAUUCAGUUGAACUAUGAAAGAAUAAAAUUAUUAAAAUUAGAAGUAAAUGCAGAAACAAUUCGAUACAGUUUAUGUACAUCAAAGUUGAAAUUGAAACCAGCAGAUGUCUGUGUAGAAAGUGAUACAAUAAUAACCGUUCAUCCAAAUAAAAGUAAACAUUCUAGAAGGCUGAAUUUUGCUCUUAGUGAGUUGAAAGAGCAAAUACCAAACGUUGUAGUUAAGGGUUUGCCGACAGUUAAUAGGGCGGUUAUAGCUAGGGAAGAUAAACAUGGAAGACCAGUUUAUAGUCUUUGUGUCGAAGGAAAUAAUCUACGGGAAGUAAUGGCAACGUAUGGUGUAGACGGUAAAAGAACUGUGUCAAAUAAUAUUAUGGAAGUUUAUCAUACACUUGGGAUAGAAGCUGCUAGGGAAACAAUCAUGUCAGAAAUUAAAAUGGUGAUGGAGAAUCAUGGUAUGAGUGUAGAUUAUAGACAUAUUAUGUUACUAGCAGCUCAAAUGACCCAUACUGGUGAAGUUUUAGGUAUAACACGUCAAGGAUUGUCUAAAAUGAAACAAUCAGUUCUAAAUUUAGCCUCUUUUGAGAAAACGGCAGAUCACUUAUUCGAUGCAGCUUAUUAUGGCCAAAGUGAUAAGAUUAGCGGCGUGUCUGAAAAUAUUAUAAUGGGAAUGCCUGCUGCUAUAGGAACUGGAAUUUUCAAGCUUCUCAAUAAACCUUCCAGUGUUGAGCAUACUCCAAAAUCAGAUCCAUUGCUUUUUGAAGAGACCAUCAAGGAAUUGAUGAUACAAUGUAAUUAAUGUAUUCUUUAUGUUAUGUCAAAAGCAAAAAUUGUGAUAAAGUGUAAAAAAUAUUUUGAAAUAAAAACUAUUUCCUAA